GGAGCCGGAGUCGGAGUCGGAGUCGGAGUCGGAGCCGUGCGGGGGGCGGGCGGGGUGCCCGCAGUGCGCGGCCGCGCCGCUGCCUCCGGCGGGAGCGCCCGGGGCCAGAGCGGCGAGGAGGCUCUGCAUUGACGUCAUGAUGACACGGUGAAGCUGAAGACAGGAUCUGGGAACGGUUCUUCUGCUUCAGUUUUGAUAAUCAAGUGAAUUUGUCGACACUCCGUUCCUCCAGCAUGGCUAAGAGCGCAGAAGUGAAGCUGGCGAUCUUUGGUCGAGCUGGCGUGGGCAAGUCAGCUCUUGUUGUACGCUUCCUGACCAAACGGUUCAUCUGGGAGUAUGACCCAACACUAGAGUCUACAUAUCGUCACCAAGCUACCAUUGAUGAUGAAGUGGUUUCCAUGGAGAUACUAGAUACAGCUGGUCAGGAGGAUGCUAUUCAGAAAGAAGGACAUGUGCGAUGGGGUGAAGGCUUCGUGCUGGUCUAUGACAUCACGGACAGAGGCAGCUUUGAGGAAGUACUGCCACUUAAGAACUUGUUGGAUGAAGUUAAAAAACCCAAAAAUGUCACUCUGAUUCUGGUGGGGAACAAAGCAGACUUGGAUCACUCCAGGCAGGUCAGCACAGAGGAAGGUGAAAAGCUGGCCACAGAACUAGCAUGUGCUUUUUAUGAGUGCUCUGCUUGCACAGGAGAGGGCAACAUUAUGGAGGCCUUCUAUGAGCUCUGUCGUGAAGUACGGCGUCGAAAGAUGGUCCAGGGCAAGACUCGGAGACGAAGCUCCACCACCCAUGUCAAGCAGGCUAUUAAUAAGAUGCUUACCAAAAUCAGCAGCUAAAAAGAGGUGUACUAAGCCAGAGAAGCAUUGUAGAGCAUAUUAGCUUGGGGUAGGGACAAGGCAGGCAGAGCACAUUUAAUAAAAAAUGGUCAAAGCUUUGCUGUUAAAAAAAUAGAAAAGUCAAACCACACUACUUUUUGAGUAACAUGGGAUCAGACUUUUUCCUGUUGCAAAAUGUAUUUAGCCACACUGCUUCUGGCUAACAAGGAAAAAAAGAAAAAAAGAAAAAAGAAAAAAAAAUAACUCCAAAGGACUAGAUGAUUUUGGGGAUUGGCACUGACAGAGUAUCUUCUGCUUCUACAAGGCUGCCUCCAAUCCCCUGCAAGUCAGUAGUGCCUAAACACCAUUCCCAGCCAGCCAACUGCUCAGUAGCCACUUACUUGGAGAGUAAGACUCAGUCUUCAGUCCAACAACAACCAUCAGACUUGGUAUUCUCAAGGACUGAGGCUGCUGUGUUGUUCCAGAAAGUUCAUCUGACACCUUUCACCAGCUCCAAAUUGGUGCAUUGUGUGCUUUUAUUUUGUUAUUUUGUCAAAUCUAUGAGUGCCGAUAUUCUUAGCAAGGUAUGCAAAAAAUACAGGAAGAGUCUUUAUCAUGGAGUGUUUAGCCAGCAAGACACACAUGUCAACAGAGCUGAAAUUCAGCUGCUUUUUGAGAUCCUCUACAACUACAGAAUUCAUCAAGAAAUAAUCAGCUAGUCCAGUGUCAUUUCAGCAUUUCCCCCCUUGAAGUACAAUACUGUACUUGGGGAAAAGGGAGUAUACAUCUUGGGAAAUCAGACUAAAAAAGUAACCAUAAUACUAUUGAUUUAGUUAAGGGUAGUUUUUAGCUUUUGUUUACAUUUUUGUUUUGGUCUUAUUUCAAUUCAAGUAGUUUCCCUUAUUCUAUCUUAUAGUGAAGAACUUAAGCCAUGGGAAGGCAAGUGUUUAAAGUCCAAGCUCAAAUGUAAUCAGAUGUGAAGGGCUUUUACCAUAUCAAACUGCCAUCAUUUCCAGAUGUUUAAACUUCCAGAUGUUGCUUGAAGCACUCUGUGGUUUAAACUAUCACAGUUUUUUGUGACUCUGGCACUAUCAAGUGAAAGUACAUUUUAUCAUAUUUUUGGUGUCUGGGAUAAAAAGCAUACUUUUUUUUUUUUCCUCCUCCUCGUCCUCCUCCGUCAUCGCUCUCAUUUAAGCCAGCUGUUAAGUUUUGCCUCGUGCCUACUUGUCUUGCUAACUAUAGUAGUGAGGUCUUCUUCUAGAAGAAGCAAGAGGUACAAGAACUAAGACUGGAAGACUUUCAGACUGUGCUCGUCUCACCAGUUGUGUUGCAUCCCUUUAGGCAGCUUCAUGUGCAACUCAGACUGUCAUCAUGUAGAACCACAGCCAAAGGAUACUAUGACAAAUGAGAAUAUUAGCAGUAUUCUCCUCUGAAGAACAGCCCUCUUAUAGUAACUGCUUACAAGUCUAUUCUCCACUGCUUUGCACUUUGUAUGGUUAUUCGCCUCUGUGAGGAAACAACGCCCAAAGGCUAUCAAAUCCAACUUGCCACAGAUGUAGAAGAAUGAGGAUAUCUGGUAGAAGAGCACUUUAUACAGUUGUAGGUAGCCGUAUAAAUGGUGAAACAGGUUGGAGAAUCAAGCCUGUAUAUCCUCAUGGGCAGAGAAAAGUCCCAAAUCAGAACUUCUCAAAGCAUGAGCUUAAAGAUACUUACCAAAGUAUUUUUUAAACAUUCACCCAUAUCUUUCACCCAACUUUUAUCAACAAAAAUUGCAUUCAAAUGUAUAUUAUAUUUUUGCUGUUUAUGUUUUUUGUUUCCCCCACUGUAGAUAGUGAAAAUUCAUUCCAGCCUUUCAGAAUCACUACCUAUAUUUUGGUCCUCAUUUUCAGAUAUGUUGCCAUACAUCAGCUACACACACUGCAAUGGAAACGUCACUUUGUGCUUCUGGGCAGGAGGUUCUGGCAACAGAUGAUGUCACUGUCUCCAUGACACACCUGUUUCCAAACUAUUGGUCAUGUCUCUAACUUCUGAGAGAGAGAGGUUUAGCCAUUUUAGUCCUGUUAGUAAUGCAUAAUCAAUAUGAGUGUAACAGAAAAAGUUAGUGCCUAUUCACACACCAAUGGUCAUUAGCUGAAGGUCUGAACUUGCAAAUGGGUACGUUACAACAUUAGGAGAAAGAGCGAGCAAUUGCAAAUUGAGGCAUUAAGUCAUUCUGUUAUCUUUCAAAUCAGUGCAGUUGCACGAAUCUGAAGCAAACAAAAUCCUUACCUGCAAUCCCAUGGCAACAUAGCUGAUGAGGAAAGUCAUGGUGUUGGUAUUUGAAGCAAUUGAUUUAUCCCUAUCUAAGGAAAGUUCAACAGUUCUUUUCUCUGAAAAAUCUUGGGUUUCAGAGUAGAGCUGCAUUUAAAAUACAAAAAGGUAAUAUAUGAAUUACAAGAGAAAAUAAAUUUAUCGUAUUCAUAUUAAGAGAGUCAAAAGGAAGGAAAGCCUAAGGUAUGGCCAUAAUACUUUGCAAAAGAAUCCCAGCAAAUUAUCUCUUUUCUCACAAUAUCUGUUAUGGGGAAGUUAUAAAAUCCUCAUGAAAGAAAAUAUUCCACUGUGCAAACAUGACUUGUUACAUAAAGAACCUCUAAUAAAAAUAGUAACAUUCCUUUACAAAGACUGAUUUUGGAAACUGCCAAACAUGCUAAACAUUUGGUCAGAAAGGAGGCUGUUAUUUUACAACCUUUCCUCCCACACAAACACAAAUUUCUUUACUUAAUUGCUCAUUUAUUUUCUUUUCCUCAAUGUAAUGAUCUGCUUGACAAGCCAAUUAUAAGAUAGUAUAUUAUAAUCUGUUGAUACAUACUACAUACUAUUAAAUGCAAUCCGAUUUACUGUUGCUUACAAUGUUGCAACAUACUAUUGGCUAUGCUAUAAAUGUGUCAUAUUUCUACAAUGUGUAAAUUGAGCCGAAAAGUGCCCAAACAUUGAAAAGGCCAAAUGCAACAUGAACUUGCAUUUAGUAGCCUUUCUGCAGCAGACAUCAACAGUUUCAAUUCUGUUUAUACUGCUGCUAUUUAAAUGUGCGUAUAUGACAUUAACAUUAAAUUCCUCUCCUCUGCCCUUUCCAUUUCUACAGAGAGAGGUUGGGAAGGAAGAUAAACAAAAAGGGGGAGGAAAGGUGAAAUGGACACUUGUUACCUACAACAAGUUGAUUGUCAUUUAUGAAGUUUUUAAAUAUUUAUCUUCAAUUGAUGAAGAGUUAGUCAUGCCCAUGCUGCAAGACCUGGAUCAGGAACCAAGACUUCCCUAGAACUUUGAGAACUUCCCUUCAGAUCUGGGGGUUCGGUGCAACUAAGGAUGGAAGUGAGGGUCAGCCAUUGAGUUUGCACCUGGAUCCAGUUAUGUUGUCCCCAAACCUGGGGAUGGUUGCAUCUGGCGGUUUGCUACAAGGCUAGUUGAUUUUUAUAUAUAUAAUGAUCUGUAUGCAUUUUUACAUUAAAAAUAUGAAAGCUUGUGCUUGUAGAUAAUAUAUAAGAAAAAUAAAAAUAAUAAAAAAGUGCUCUCUGUACUGAACUAU
Messenger RNA from Cygnus atratus (black swan), 4374 nucleotides. It is a transcript of the gene RERG, whose product is annotated as RAS like estrogen regulated growth inhibitor. Bases 234 to 833 code for a protein of 199 amino acids. The transcript has 5 exons. The record is from RefSeq and is a predicted model, not a curated record. NCBI's taxonomy places the organism in Eukaryota, Metazoa, Chordata, Aves, Anseriformes, Anatidae. Gene Ontology annotation, molecular function: GTPase activity; GTP binding.